UACAACAUCAAGCGCUACCGGGGGCUGUUCAACGUGGACACCAGCGACGUGCUGGCCCGCCUCAUGCACGCCGUGCUGCUCUUCUUCCGCGGCGACUUCCUGGAGUAUGUGGAGGGCAACCCCGACCUGUACGGCCCCUUCUGGGUGGCCAGCACGCUCAUCUUUGUGACCGCAGCCACGGGCAACCUGGCCAGCUACAUCAACUACACGCAGCAGCACCCAGGCGAGUCCCAUGGCGGCUGGUAUUACGAUGUGGACAAGGUGGGCGCCUCGUUCGGCAUCUUCUACGGCUACCUGGGCAUCGUGGGCCUCGCGCUCUGGCUGGUGCUGCGCUGGUUCAAGGCGGGCGUGUCGCUGGCCUCCGUGUGGUGCACAUAUGGGUAUGCGCUGGCCGCCUUCAUCCCCAUCUGCAUCCUGUGCGUGAUCCCCGUGGACCUGGCGCGGUGGAUCGUGGUGGGGGUGGCCACCCUCACCUCGGGCACCUGCAUCAUGCUCAGCCUGCGCAGGCCCAUCCACGAGUCGCUGGGCGCCAAGGCGCUGCCGCUCUACUGCACCAUGAUUGCGCUACACGCGGGGCUGGGCCUCGCGCUGCGCGUCUACUUCUUUUCCUUUGCCAAGGUGUGA
Molecule: messenger RNA, 624 nt
Organism: Chlorella variabilis
Lineage: Eukaryota; Viridiplantae; Chlorophyta; Trebouxiophyceae; Chlorellales; Chlorellaceae
Exons: 4
Biological process (GO): vesicle-mediated transport
Cellular component (GO): membrane; Golgi apparatus
Molecular function (GO): small GTPase binding
Source: RefSeq, a predicted model, not a curated record